UGCAGUUAAUACCCGUCACGAAGAAGAAUACGUCAAAAACGGAAGUGCAGUUUUCCGGUGUCCUUGUGUGACAGAGGCAGACCAACAGUGAAGAUGAACAGACAUAUAUUUGCGUUGCAGCAGGUGGCGCGGCGGUGCAUCUCCAGCUCUGCCCGCCGCCCGGUGGAAAACAACGUCCCCCAGAAGCAGAAGCUGUUUCAGGAGGACAACGGCAUCCCCGUUCAUUUAAAAGGAGGCACCGCGGACGCUCUGCUGUACAGAACAACGAUGGCCCUCACCGUCCUGGGAGCUGGAUACGUUGUGUACGAACUGGUGAAGGCAGCUUUCCCUCAGAAGAAAGAUUGAAGUCCAGCUGUUUACUUCCAUGUUAAAAAACCGGCCAGGUGCUCUUUAUUGUAAAAUAAAUGAUAAAUACUCCUGUCAUAGUGGGAUAUAGUUUCGUGUUCAUGGGAUCAAUAUUUAUUUCUUGUACUCUCUGUCUCUCCGACGACCUGAGGAUCAAUAAAAUAAACCUCUCAUGACCAAAA
Molecule: messenger RNA, 527 nt
Organism: Thunnus maccoyii (southern bluefin tuna)
Lineage: Eukaryota; Metazoa; Chordata; Actinopteri; Scombriformes; Scombridae
Product: cytochrome c oxidase subunit 7A2, mitochondrial
Exons: 4
Coding region: 94-345 (83 amino acids)
Biological process (GO): regulation of oxidative phosphorylation; mitochondrial electron transport, cytochrome c to oxygen; mitochondrial respirasome assembly
Source: RefSeq, a predicted model, not a curated record